Messenger RNA from Cyprinodon variegatus (sheepshead minnow), 6143 nucleotides. RefSeq names its product dishevelled segment polarity protein 1 (gene dvl1). Gene Ontology annotation, biological process: intracellular signal transduction; canonical Wnt signaling pathway. The coding region runs from base 1528 to 3381 and encodes 617 amino acids. NCBI's taxonomy places the organism in Eukaryota, Metazoa, Chordata, Actinopteri, Cyprinodontiformes, Cyprinodontidae. Gene Ontology annotation, molecular function: frizzled binding. Gene Ontology annotation, cellular component: cytosol. The transcript has 12 exons. The record is from RefSeq and is a predicted model, not a curated record.
AUGUUCUUUUUUCUCUUCUUUUCUGCUUAUAUCUUUUGAAUCAUUCCUUUCUGCGUCCUAUCCCCUUUUUUACUGUCCUACCUUCAUUUUGUCUUUCAUUCCCAACUUAAAUGGCAUUACUCUUCACCCUCGUGUUCAGACACAUAUUUUGUUUCCUUCUUUGCCUAUGCCACUGCAUACUGCUUUUCUUCCUGCGAUCCCAUGUGUUCUUCCUCUUGCCCCAUCUUGUGACCCUUCUUUCAGUUUUCUUUCCCUCCGUGUGUCCCUCCUUCCUCUUUUUACUCCUCCUUCCUUCCAUCUUUGUGUCUUUCCUUCUUUCUUUCCUGUCCCUCCUUCAUUUUGCCAUGAAUUAUUUCCCUCCUCUCCCAGUUUAUGCCCUUACUUUGUUCCUUUUAUUAUUCCUUUCUUCCAGUUUCUGGAUCUUGCAGGUGUUUUUUUUUUUAAUUAUUGUAUUCUCUAUUGGAUUCUAUUGGACCGAAAGAUAGUGUGAAAGCACCGUGAGUUUAGGAUGUGUCUUAUCCGGAGGACAACGAAGGAUCGGGGGGAGAAUGAAACUUUUUAAGAGAAAAAAAUGGUAUUGAGAGUGUUUUUGUCACAUUAACAGUAAUGAUUUUCCCUCUGCUAUCUGGAUUGAGGUCAAAGAAGACACAGCAAAGCCAAAGUACUUAUGCCAGUAUUAAAGUAUUAACAGGAAGCAGAAAAAAAAUUGCUGUUGAAAUUAAACCUCUUUUUUUGUUUUUAAUUGAAUAUUGUGUUGAUUGUGAUUUUUAGGAUUUAUGUGGUAUGUAAAUAUUUCCACUAGAGUUGUUUUUACCUGAAGAACGAGGGUAAACGAUACAAAGUGGUCUUAAAUCCCGAAACCAAUGUUCUCUGAUGGUGCCUGGGAGAAUCCUGUCAUCUGAUUGGUUAGAGGUGGAUUAGUAUGAGGGGCUACUGUAUAGUUGCGUGACAUAUGAGGAGCUAGGGAGGAAGGGAGGAGAAUUUUUUUUUUUCACUUUGUCACUUUGGGAUGUACUGUUGAUGAGGUGAGGUCUCGUCUCGUUAAACAUUCAGGGUUUAUUUACUGUGAUAGCAUUUUCAUUGUUUAAGAGUAAUUUUUUGUAACCUGUUAAUCAUCCUGUUUUAUUUUAAUAUAUAUCUUCAAAUUAUGAUUUACAUUGUUAAACUUAAUGUCUUAAUAAAAUAUCAAUAUUUGUUUGAGGGACAUUUGAUGAUUUUAAAUUAAAAGGGUCAUCAUUUAAACUUUGGUGGUUUGUUUAGUUGAAAAGUAACAGCCUUAAAAUUCUCUCUUGUUUUUGGACGACUUUCUGCUUAUUCUGUCUUACUGUCCCUGUCUCCAUUGUAGAUAAGCUGUGAAGGCUGUGAGCAGACAGCUGGUGGGCUGAGGCUUAGAGAGCGGCUGGCACCACAAACACACAGAUUUUCAGGCUGGCUCCUUGAACUUGUGCAUUUGGGGGUUUUUUGUUUGUUUUUGUUUUCUCUGGCGGUAGAGAGAAAUAUGUCUUGGUGAGAAAACUGGCGCUGUUCAUGUGCAGUAGCUCAGUUUACGUAAGGGUGGAGCUAGUCAUGGAAACCCCUGCGUUGCUGGAAUGUUUUGCUUGCUCAAGGCGAAAACAAGGUAGGCCACGCCCUUUUCGCCUUAUCACACCUUUCCGGCAGAUCCGCUGUCACCCUGAGACAGCGCCACGCCAAAGGCAAUUCCCUCGCAUCAACGGACACUCUAAAUCCGAGCGUACAGCGAGGGACUCGGCCAUGGGUUACGACAGUGCCUCAGUAAUGAGCAGCGAGUUGGACUCCAGCUCCUUUGUAGACAGCGAAGAGGAUGAGGAUGCCAGCAGGCUCAGUAGCUCCACAGAACAAAGUUCUUCUUCACAGCUCAUGCGCAGACACAAGCGACGCAGACGGAGGCACAAAAUGGCCAAGAUAGACCGGUCUUCAUCCUUCAGCAGUAUCACAGACUCCACUAUGAGCCUCAAUAUCAUCACUGUUACACUCAACAUGGAAAAAUACAACUUUCUGGGCAUCAGUAUUGUAGGUCAAAGCAAUGACAGGGGAGAUGGAGGCAUUUACAUUGGCUCCAUCAUGAAGGGAGGAGCUGUAGCUGCUGACGGCAGAAUAGAACCAGGAGACAUGCUUCUGCAGGUAAAUGAUGUGAAUUUUGAGAACAUGAGCAACGAUGAUGCUGUGAGGAUCCUGAGAGAGAUAGUUUCUAAAACGGGCCCCAUUAGUCUUACUGUUGCCAAGUGCUGGGAUCCAUCUCCAAGAAGUUACUUCACUAUCCCACGUGCGGAGCCAGUAAGACCCAUUGACCCUGCAGCCUGGAUUUCUCACACCACAGCCUUGACUGGACCAUAUCCACAUUAUGAAUUCGAUGACCUGCCUCUGUCUGUUGGUAAAACAGACAUGGCAACCAUUGUAAAGGUGAUGCAGCUUCCUGACUCAGGCCUGGAGAUACGGGACAGGAUGUGGCUGAAGAUCACCAUUGCGAAUGCAGUCAUAGGUGCUGAUGUGGUGGACUGGCUUUACUCCAGAGUAGAAGGCUUUAAGGAUCGACGAGACGCAAGGAAAUAUGCCAGCAGUCUACUGAAACAUGGCUACCUGAGACACACGGUCAACAAAAUCACCUUCUCUGAACAGUGCUACUACACAUUUGGGGAUCUCUGCCAAAACAUGGCCUCUCUAAAUUUGAAUGAGGGAUCCAGUGGUGGGGGUUCGGAGCAGGACACUUUAGCACCUCUACCUCCCACCACCAACCCUUGGCCUCUGGGAGGGCAGCCAUUCCCAUACCCGCCUUUUCCAUCUGCGCCCCCCUGCUUCCCACCGGGAUACUCCGACCCGUGCCACAGUUUCCACAGCGGGAGCGCCGGCAGCCAGCACAGUGAGGGAAGCCGAAGCAGUGGAUCGAACCCCAGCGCAGGCAAAGACAGACACUCCCCACAGGAGAAGGUUCAGAAGCCAACAGGCCGCGAAUCUGAGUCGGGCUUCCGUGGAGGGAAGCGAGGGGACAGGUCCAUCAGCCAGAUGAGCCAUCACAGCCAUGCUAGGUCCAGCCUCAGUCACAGCCACUCACACAGGAGCCACUCGCUGCCCCAGAGCAACCACCCCUCCUUCAGCUACAGCCACACUCCCUUCACCCAGCCGGGGCCGGGCUCCUGCACGCAGAGCGAGAGAAGCCAUGCCUCCUCCUAUGGCCCCCCAGGCUUGCCUCCUCCGUAUUGUCUAGCUCGACUUGCCCCCAAAACCUCAGUGAGCAGUAGCACACCCCCUGGAGCCCCUCCCGGGAGGGAGCUGGCGACUGUUCCUCCUGAGCUCACCGCCAGCCGGCAGUCGUUUCAGCACGCCAUGGGCAACCCUUGUGAGUUCUUUGUGGACAUCAUGUGACAGAACAGUGCCUUUGAAAACAAAGUGAGCACAAAACAAUCCUGCUAGAACUCACUUGCAUCUUUUUCUUCUUUCUCCUCAGUCUUUUGAGCACCCCCUAAGUUCAGAAUGUAGAUACUACCUGGCCCCCCUGUAGCCCUCUGCUCUACCUACGAUGUCCACAGAAAGGAAUACAGGCUGCUUUAGCACAAAGGAAGGAUUCCUCUCAAUCACAAGCACAGGUGCUCCACCUGAAAGCCCCUUUUUUUUACAGACAUGUACAGUUUGUGAAACGUGAGUGCUGUUUGGUGUGGUGAUGUCUUUGAAGCUGCCAUGCAGACAUUCUCGGGUACAUCGUGGAUAUAAUCUGUUCAGCAACACCUUUAACUAGGCUGGAACUGGAUAUCAAUCCCCCAGACCCAGACUGAAAACUCUUGUCAAAACUCCUAGGCCCCUUUCUCCACCGGUUCUGGGGCUUUGUCUAAGCUCUUAGUGCCAACACUAACCCUGAUCUGUGGAUUCUUCAGCUUCAGGAGGAAAACCCCAUCGCCUGCUGCCAGUUUUAGCGAGGCUGCACAGUGCAUGUCUGAACUGCUUUAAAGAAAUUUUAUAAUUUAAUUUGUUUAAAGUAUUAACUAAACCAGAAGAAGGAGGCUCCCUCUCGCCAAUGUUCUAAAGGAUAAAUCCAUACACUGGAUGAUUUUGUGAUGUUAUUUAUGUGGUCUUGUUGCGUCUAUGAUGUUGUCGCAGUUUGUCUCCUCCGGCUCCCUGACAGACAAUCAGACGUCAUCAUUUGUGUGUCAGAGACCAGUUCCUGCUCUCUCAGCUGUUCACUGUCAAAAAUGCAGUGGAUGUAAAAACUCAACACCCCUCUGGUAAAUGACAGGGUUUUGAUUAAUACAGUUUUUAUAACGUUUUCUUCCUUUAUUUAAAAUAUUUCCUCUUUAUUAUUCAAAGGUAAAACAAAUAUGUUAAAAUGGGGAAAUAUACACAUGAAAAUGUCUUAAGAAUAACAGCCUGGCUGCAUAAGUGUGCACAACACCUGUAAUCAAUUUCCGCUUUGCCUGUAGGAUUUUUCUCACAAAUUUCCAUCCUUUGGCUAACAGAGCAGCUUAAGGAGUGAAUAAAAAAAGUUAAAAAAAAUUAUAUCCGGGCAUAAAGAAAUUAGUUAGGAGAGGAGUACCAAAAAUUAUAAAAUUAUGUUUACUAGCACAAUAAAGAGUUUGUAAAGUUGGUAGUAGUUGGAGAAUUUAUGGAACAUUUAUGGAGCUUUUCUAGGUGCAACAAUAAUGUCCUGUUUUUGAAUGUCUGAUCUAAGAAGAACUGAAAGACAGAAGCCUUUUCUCAAAGACACAUCAAAACAAUUAGUGAAUCUACCCAACAUUUGUUAGAUUAAAUCAAAUUAACUUUAGCCACAAUCUGUAGAUCUAAGUGGUGGUGAAAAACACAACUGUACACCAAAAACCAUUUACAGCACAAUACAUUAGUCAAUUGGAUCCAAAAACUUUAGGUUUCUGUUUUGCAAAAGCUGAACGAAGAUUUCGUUUUUUUGUCUGUUCUGAGUUCAAGCAUACAUCAAAGUCAGAAAUUAGUUUUAAUUUGGAAUGGCUGGGCCAAAAAAAUGUAACAGGGAGGUGGGCGUCAUCUGAAGAAAGCUAUGAAGAAGAAAUGUCCUCAGAAUUAGAGAGAUUUGGAGAACUUUUUCUAAUAUAAUAUUCACUACUACCAAAGAAGAUCAAACCCUAAAAGAUGCAUUAGCAAAGUAUUGGUUUCAGGGUGUGCACACUUAUGCAGGUUGUUGAGCCUUUUAGCUUGAAGUGUUAAGGAAGUAAGUUAUAUUUAAGAUGGAAAACAUUUGGUAGUUGUUGAUCAUAUUUUUUCUCUAAAUAACUGAAACCUGGCUCUUUGCCAGGGGUGUGUAGACUUUAUAUCAAGUACCUCUAUUCCCAUCAGGUUAGCUGAGUAGCUGAGCUGAUAACACUUUGAUUUGCACAAAGAACAUUAGCAAACAUGUAAGCACAACUAUCAGACUUAAUGUGUCAAACCGGCUGUGAGAACAUCGUGAUAAUUCAGUGGGAAGGAAGCCAAGACCUCAUUUGUCAUGGAUCUUUACCCAUGAUGUCGGAGCUCUUUAUAUUGCCCUUUCAUGUUUUCUGUUUUUUGUUUUUGUUUGUUUGUGAUUGUCAUCCGUUUUUUGUUUUUUUUUCUCAUUUCACGUGAGGUUAAAUUAUCUUCAAGGGGAAUCCUGUCCAACAGCACAACCUUCCCCUUGCAAAACGACAGCAAACCCCUGUUGUAACUAUUUAAGGAAUAACUACAACAGGGAAAUAACACUCUAGUUUUAUGAGCACUUUCCCAUUUUGUCUUUCCCUUUAAGUAUGAAACACUGUUUUCAAUCAAAGCUUUCUCUUUAAUUUUGUUUCAUUACAAAAGAAUAAAAUGUACAUAGAAAUUUAUUAUAUAUAAGAAUUAAAAAUAUAUCUGUUCCAACAGUUUGUCUUUAUUGGUGGACGCUGUGUCUUUUAAUGUUCUGCCCAUAAAAAGCAAAUCACUGGAAAUCUCAUCACCAAUAACCCUUCGCCUUCAGGAUUGUUCAUGUCCCAACCAAUUGGUCUAAGAUUAAAAAGAAACACAUUUUCACUGCUAGAACAGACCUUAUUCUUGUUUCCUAAAUGUAUCAAAACUAAAACUUCCAAAUCUGAAUGAGUUUAAAGCAAUUACAGAUGAAUACAUUUAGAGUGGGGCUUAGUAAAAAUACAAUAAAGACUAACUGCUAAAUAAAA